CAAAAACAUCAGCCUCAGCUGAGACAUGUGCAAGUGCCAUUUAAUGGUAGGCGCAUGAACAUACUCUAGAAACUUGUUGAGAUGAAAUGUCCCCGAUAUCGGGCCAUGUUACGCAGAAAACCAAGCACGACAAUAACAAACCUGGGAACACUCAGCUCACGAUUGUUCUUCCAAACAUAUUCACGUGCCUUACUUCCAGAUCUUAAGUACAACGAUGACCUGUUCAACUACACUCGUGGCCGCUUCAUCAGCGAUGAAGAGUUCGAACUCUCGCAACGCCAUAUUCGUUUCAAUGUCAACGAAUUAGCAAAAUGUGCGGCAGAGGCCGUCGGUGCAAAAUCCUGUGUUGAUGUCGAAAAAUACCCUGAUGGGAUGUACAACAAAGCAAUGCUUCUCACGAUGGACGAUGGCACCCAAGUCGUCGCGAAGGUUCCAAAUCCAAAUGCUGGCUUACCGCAUUUCACCACUGCGAGUGAAGUCGCAACCAUGGAUUUUGUACGGAACGUUCUGAAAACGCCGAUUCCUAGGGUUCUGGCAUGGCGUUCGAAAGCCGAAGCGACUCCGGUUGGAGCCGAGUACAUUAUCAUGGAGAAGGUCCCAGGAAUUGAACUCGAACGCGUCUGGUCUAGCAUGUCUAUAGAAGACAAGUUCACGGUUGUCAAGACUGUCGCUGGCUUCCAAAAGGCUUGGACCUCAAUCUCGUUCAAGAGAUUUGGAAGUUUAUACUACGCGAAAGAUCUGAGUCCGACUCUAUCUCCCCAAGACGAGCCACUCUAUGUUGAUGAGUCUGGGAAGGAAAUCGUGGACCCACGGUUUGCAGUUGGGCCAUGCACAGGUCGUGAGUGCCUUGACAGUGGGAGAAUGAGGGUCGAGUUUGACAGGGGACCAUGGACAUCAUUAGAAGAGUAUCACAAAGCUAUUGGGUAUCGAGAAAUCGCCUCCGUUCGCCAGCUUCAUGAUUUACCCAAAUCUCCCGUCAUCCUCCAUGGCCCAGGGACGUACAUACCCACGAAAGAAAGAAAACUCCAAGCUCUGGAAUGUUAUCUGAAUUUAAUCAAGUAUCUUCUUCCAACAGAUACCUCAAUCUCAACAGCAAACUUGUGGCACGGCGACCUACAUGUAGCCAACGUCUUCGUCAACCCAACUAAUCCCACCGAAAUCACUGGUCUGAUCGACUGGCAAUCUACCGAAAUUGCUCCUCUUUACUUCCAGGCGCGUCAACCCCAUAUUCUCGAUUAUGAAGGACCGCCUGUCAGUGGCUUGGAGCGACCCACGCUUCCGAAGAAUCUGGACGAGCUCGAACCGGAUGCGAGAAGACGGGCCGUGACGCUCUACUACCAACAAUCCCUCUGCGUACUCUACAAUACACUAACCCACCGCCAAAACCCCCGCCUGUACGCAGCCCUUGAAUUCCAGCAGACGACGAGCUUCAUGUUGCUCCUCCUCGCACGCAACCUCCUCGUCGAUGGUGAAUCGUCCUAUCUCGCACAGGUGGCAGAGCUGGAAGCGACGUGGGAAACCCUCACAGGAGCCAAAAGCUCCAGAUACCCGUUCUCCUUCUCGGCCAAGGAGCGAGAAGAACUCGAAGCUGAGGUGGAAGGCGUGGUACGUGGCAUGGAAGCCAUGCGCGCCAUACGAGAGGGUAUAGGAGAACUGUUUCCUGAACAGGGCAUUGUGAGGCAUGAGCUUUAUGAUGAGUCUGUGAAUGCGUUGGGGCAGAUGAAGGAACAGGUGAUUGAGGAGUUUGCUAGGAGUGAGGAGGAGAGGAGGGUAUGGGAGAGAAUGUGGCCGUUUGGGACUUGAGGGGUCACUUGUGUUACUGGGGGGCUCUGCAACGAUCAGGUGCUCAGUAUUAUAUUGAUAAAGAAGAAUGUUUGUAGAUCUAGUGGUUCCUUUUAAUGAGAGUGUUCUCUUUU
This is a messenger RNA of Westerdykella ornata, 1916 nucleotides long. RefSeq lists its product as uncharacterized. The record is from RefSeq and is a predicted model, not a curated record. Bases 82 to 1803 code for a protein of 573 amino acids. Gene Ontology annotation, cellular component: mitochondrion. NCBI's taxonomy places the organism in Eukaryota, Fungi, Ascomycota, Dothideomycetes, Pleosporales, Sporormiaceae. The transcript has 4 exons.